Molecule: messenger RNA, 1395 nt
Organism: Pyricularia pennisetigena
Lineage: Eukaryota; Fungi; Ascomycota; Sordariomycetes; Magnaporthales; Pyriculariaceae
Exons: 3
Coding region: 1-1395 (464 amino acids)
Biological process (GO): positive regulation of transcription by RNA polymerase II
Cellular component (GO): nucleus
Molecular function (GO): DNA-binding transcription factor activity, RNA polymerase II-specific; transcription cis-regulatory region binding; zinc ion binding
Source: RefSeq, a predicted model, not a curated record
AUGGCCGAACCUAAGAGUGACGACCCCGGAUCAGGGGGUCAACCACAGAGACAGCGGGCAACACAUAAACGUAGCCGGACUGGUUGCUCGACCUGCAAGAAGCGACAUAUUCGCUGCGACGAGUCAAAGCCAAUAUGCUACCAAACGACGCCCCCACCUGCUUCCAGGUCAUCAACGCCAUACACACCAGCCGAUCCCUUCCUGCUCCCAGCACAACCCCUUGCCUGGCAGUCACCCUCAGCGCCACCACCGGUGCCAACACCAGUGCCCCCAGACUGGGCAGGACACAUCACUAUCGACCUCCCGUUCGACUCGCGCGAGAUCCUCCAACACUCCAACCUUUACCGGCAAACCAUCACCGGUAUGAUUCCCACUCACCACCACCACCACCGCGCCGCCACGCCAGCAGUCCCCGCGAGGGAGCCGCUGCACGUGCACACAAUGAUCCUCUGGGCGUGCAUGCACCUCUACUUCCAGCGGGGCUGUUCCAUGGGCCCGGCACUGGAGCAGACGUGUCUGCACCACAAGGUCGAGAUGAUGCGGGCCCUCAAGCAGCAGCAGCAUCAUCGCGUGGUCUCCACCGCCGACGACGACGGCGGCGGCGAUGGGAACGACGCCUACGCAGGCGCCAUCUUGUGUCUGGCCGUCGUCGAGGCCGCCAUGGACAACGCAGAGGCCGCCGCCACCCAUCUCGGUGGCCUGUUUGCUGUCGUCGAUGCGAGGAUGGCCGUGAGAGGAGCGGCCGAGUCCCAGUCCUCAUCCCAGAUGCUGCCGCACCUGGCUCUGAUCCUCCUCUCCCUCCUGUCCAAGGCGCAAACAUCCAGUAUGCAGCAGAACAGUAGCUCCGCUUUCCCCAGCCCGGAAACACCACUUUUCCACACGCAGCCCGACGACCCGACCCGCCUGCAGCCGCGCUACUUCACCCCAUCUGAGAGCGCCGCGAUGGACGUGAACGACGACUCCAUCCGGCCCGAGGGCUACGCCACAGCUGCGCACCUUCUCGUCCACGCCAUGGCGGAGCGCACCCGCGGUAAAACGUUCUCUUGCUCCUCCGUCUACGACCUGCAAAUCCUCCGCUGGCUGCUGCACUGCCCGAGUCAGCAACGCCACGACGGCGGUAGCAACCCUCAGCUCUGGCUCUGGAAGACGGUCUUGUCGGCCUACGUUCUCGUGAACCCGGACUUGGCCCUCCCCGCGACGGCUCCCGUCCGUGUCUGGCUGGGACACCAGGUGGAACGAUGGAAGAGGUCUGGCUCGACCCAGGUCCCGGAUUCUAUCGCGGAUGCCGUUCUCGCGCGCCUUGCGUUGCUGGCGGAGGAGCCCGGGCCUGGUAGCGGGAGGAGCUGCCUACGAGCGCUGUGCUACGAAGCCGGGGUGUAUAGUAUAGGCGGGUAA